Messenger RNA from Saimiri boliviensis boliviensis (Bolivian squirrel monkey), 1756 nucleotides. It is a transcript of the gene AS3MT, whose product is annotated as arsenite methyltransferase. Lineage: Eukaryota; Metazoa; Chordata; Mammalia; Primates; Cebidae. Gene Ontology annotation, molecular function: arsenite methyltransferase activity. Gene Ontology annotation, biological process: toxin metabolic process; arsonoacetate metabolic process. The record is from RefSeq and is a predicted model, not a curated record. Gene Ontology annotation, cellular component: cytosol.
AAGAAAAAAGAAAAACAACCAGAUAGAGAAAAGGUGAUUCCAUUCCCAAAAAGGGGGAGGGGAGAAGAUCAUUAUAUAGGCGAGUGUUCAUUUAAGUCAGAGUACGAGAUUUAUCCCUGAAAAUCACAGUGGAGGGAUCAAGCGGGGUGCUGGAGCGGGCCAGGCGGGUGGGAGCUGCCAGCCUGGGCGUGGCCUGGGCACGAGCUGGCUGCAGGAACCUGCCUUCCGGAGUCCCAGGCUGAGGAGACAUGGCUGCCCCCCGCGAGGACACUGAGAUCCAGAAGGACGUGCAGACCUACUACGGGCAGGUGCUGAAGAAAUCGGCAGACCUCCGGACCAAUGCCUGUGUCACCACAGCCAGGCCGGUCCCCAAGCACAUCCGGGAAGCCUUGCAAAAUGUACACGAAGAAGUAGCCCUAAGGUAUUAUGGCUGUGGUCUGGUGAUCCCCGAGCAUCUAGAAAACUGCUGGAUUUUGGAUCUGGGUAGUGGAAGUGGCAGAGAUUGCUAUGUACUUAGCCAGCUGGUUGGUGAAAAAGGACAUGUGACUGGAAUAGACAUGACUAAAGGUCAGGUGGAAGUGGCUGAAAAGUACCUUGACUAUCACAUGGAAAAAUAUGGCUUCCAGUCAUCUAAUGUGUCUUUUAUUCAUGGCUACAUCGAGAAGUUGGGACAGGCUGGAAUCAAGAAUGAGAGCUAUGAUAUUGUUGUAUCAAACUGUGUUAUUAACCUUGUGCCUGAUAAACAACAAGUGCUGCAGGAGGCAUAUCGGGUGCUGAAGUAUGGUGGGGAGUUAUAUUUCAGUGACGUCUAUGUGAACCUUGAACUGCCAGAAGAAAUCAGGACACACAGAGUUUUAUGGGGCGAGUGUCUGGGUGGUGCUUUGUACUGGAAGGAACUUGCUAUCCUUGCUCAAAAAAUUGGGUUCUGCCCUCCACGUUUGGUCACUGCCAAUCUCAUUUCAAUUCAAAACAAGGAACUGGAAAGAGUUAUCGGUGACUGUCGUUUUGUUUCUGCAACAUUUCGCCUCUUCAAAUGCUCUAAGACAGGACCAACCAGUAGAUGCCAAGUUAUUUACAAUGGAGGAAUUACAGGACACGAAAAGGAACUCAUGUUUGAUGCAAAUUUUACAUUUAAGGAAGGUGAAAUUGUUGAAGUGGAUGAAGAAACGGCAGCUAUCUUGAAGAAUUCACGAUUUGCUCAAGAUUUUCUGAUCAGACCAAUUGGAGAGAAGUUGUCAACAUCUGGAGGCUGUUCUGCUUUAGAGUUAAAGGUUGUAAUCACAGAUCCAUUUAAGCUUGCAGAAGAGUCUGACAGUGUGAAGUCCAGAUGUGUUCCCGAUGCUGCUGGAGGCUGCUGUGGCACAAAGAAAAGCUGCUAAAUCUACAGCCAACCAGGGGACCACAGUAGUGAUUUGCAUGUUUUUUAACCUGCUUUUCCCCAUGGCAGAGACCAUAAGAAACAACUAAUGGGCUGGGCGCAGUGGCUCAUGCCUAUAAUCCCAGCACUUUGAGAGGCCGAGGCAGGCAGAUCACCUGAGGUCAGGAGUUUGAGACCAGCCUGGCCAACAUGGUGAAAUCCCAUCUCUACUAAAAGUACAAAAAAAUUAGCUUGGCAUGGUGGUGUACAUCUGUAGUCCCAACGACUUGGGAGGCUGAGGCAGGAGAAUCGCUUGAACCCAGGAAGUUGAGGCUGCAGUGAGUCAACAUUAUAUCAUUGUACUCCAACCUGGUUGACAGAGCAGAACUGUCUCAAAAG